This is a messenger RNA of Musca domestica (house fly), 3984 nucleotides long. RefSeq names its product E3 ubiquitin-protein ligase rnf146 (gene Rnf146). The transcript has 5 exons. Gene Ontology annotation, biological process: ubiquitin-dependent protein catabolic process; Wnt signaling pathway. Gene Ontology annotation, cellular component: cytoplasm; nucleus. Gene Ontology annotation, molecular function: poly-ADP-D-ribose binding; zinc ion binding; ubiquitin protein ligase activity. The record is from RefSeq and is a predicted model, not a curated record. Lineage: Eukaryota; Metazoa; Arthropoda; Insecta; Diptera; Muscidae. The coding region runs from base 388 to 2235 and encodes 615 amino acids.
UUCUCAUUUCACAGUGAGUUGCCCACAAGCGAACUCUCAACCUGUGAAGGAAAAAAACAAACAGCUUCAAAUCAUAUUAAAUCAUUGCCAUUUAAACUGAAGACCCUCUCGGGCGACAACAACCACAACAAUACCAAAAGAAAAAUUGUGAAAUAUAUUUUAAUAAACCAACCAUUUAGUAGUGGCAUAAUAAGUUGUUUGUUGUGAAAUGUUUAUGACGACAAAGUUGUGGGAGAGAGAGUAGUGUUGGUGCAAAUCUUGAUUGGUUUUGCUUGUUCGUCGAUGACUCUGCUUGUGUACUACGUGUGAAAUUUUUUUUCGGUUUGUGAAAGGAAAGAAAACGAGAUAGUAAUUGCAAUUGAAUACAAGAAAUAGCAAACAAUAAAUAUGGAAAAUUUGGAAGACGAUGCUCAGGAACUGACAACUGCAGCGCCAGCAGUUGUUGCAGCAGCAACAACAACAACCACACUAACACCACAAUCCUCUGUAAACAAUCAAGCAAUAACUUCAACGGAAUCCAUUAUCUAUCAUUUGCAACAGCAACAACAGCAGCAGCAGCAACAGCAACAACAAGAUAUCCAAACUGACGAUUUGGAUGAAUCGGUUGUUGUGAUUGAGCCACACAUCGAUGUUGUGGAUUUAACUGAGGCACCCACAACCAGUGCAGGCACUGGGGGUAGUACUGCUAUAGCCCUAUUAAAACCUAAAAUUGAAAAUCCUUCAUGUUCCAAGGAUGCCACCACCAACCUCUCCACCUCUUCGACAAAUGAAAAUCCUUCAACUUCAGGCUUAACGUCAUCAUCAGCGGAUGCAGCGGCAGCAAUGUCAGCUGCAAUUGGCAUUGCCAUGGGGGCCAACAGCAACACAGCAACCACCAAUCAAUUGGAAUGUCCUAUUUGCCUUCAGACCUGCAUACAUCCGGCUCGUUUACCUUGUGGUCAUAUAUUCUGUUUCUUGUGUGUCAAAGGUGUUGCGUACAAAAAUCGCCGUUGUGCCAUGUGUCGGCGAGAGAUACCACCAGAAUUUCUGGACCAUCCACAACUUGUCAAUGGCAUUGAAGAUAUAUGCAGUACCAAAGCCACCGAUGAUGGCUAUCAGUGGUUCUAUGAAGGACGCAAUGGUUGGUGGCAAUAUGAUGACCGCACUAGCCAGGAUCUCGAGGAGGCAUUUAAAAAGGGAGAACGUUCCUGUACCAUUCUGGUGGCUGGCUAUGUUUACAUUGUCGACUUUGAUGCCAUGAUCCAGCAGCGACAAAAUGAACCGGCCCGUUGCCGUCGUGUCAAACGUGAUUUGGCCACAAUACCCAAAAAAGGUGUAGCUGGUCUACGCAUUGAGGGUAAUACGGUAACAACAGAUUCUAAUUUUGCCCAGCAGGUCUAUCGCCAGAGUCGAUACCACAACGAUGAUCUGGAUCUCCAUGAAAACGCUUUAAUGGGUGCCCACAGUAUGGAUCCCAACAAUACACAGGGACCGCUACGCCUAACCUAUGGUCUCGGUGGCUAUGUUAUUAAUCCCAGUGAAUUGGUAUCCACGGCAGCUGCUACCGAUGCUGCCUUACGGAUAGCUAGUGAUAUUAUAGGUUCGACACUGGCACAUGCCGACGAGCUGACACGUUCCAAUUCGACACCAUCUUCCAGUUAUUUGCAGCAGCAGCAGCAACAACAUCAAUCCACAGCCAACAACAGUUUUAAUCCAACUACGGGUGAGCUUAAUUUAAAUGACUUAGCCUUAAUGACAACUAGCAGUAGCAGCAGUGUAAACAAUCCGCAAUCACGAGGUGGUAGUCUCAGCACUGCGUCGCCAACGGCACUGCCUCGAGAGCGUGGCAGCAGGGAAUUGCUGGGCGCUGCCGAAGAUCUGCUGGGGGCGACACAAAGGAUUAUUGCCACAGCCGAUCAGCCAACAAUAGAUUUAUUUGAACAGACCCUUAACGAUUUCCAUGCAUUGACUUUGCGCAACAUUGUGGACUCGAGUGACGAUGAUGAUGGUUUGCAACUGCAGCCGCCGCAGCCACAGCGCUAUCACUCACAACGUCCGCCCUUGACACCACCACCCAGAACACCGCCAGCAAAUCAUGUCUCCUCUUCAAUUUCUUCUAACAAUGGCCAAAGAUCAAUGCCCUCGUCCACGUCCAUGUCCACGUCGGGGUCGACGUCAUCCUCCACCACCACCACCUCGUAUUCAUCAAAUCUGCAACAUCAACAAUCCAACAAUCAUAACGAUAAUCAGCCAUAAAACUAACUCUCAAAAAAAUAGAAAUAGAAACUUAUGAUACCACAACAACAACAGCAACAACUUAACCUAGAAACUUCAAGUAUUCCUUACCAACAACAACUAAAUAACAAAAAAACAAACAAUAUUAUUUAAAUAAUAACAAAUCGUAAUAGACAAGUAAACACACAUACAUACACACAAAAAAAGAAAGAAAGAAAUAAACAUAAAUGAAGACUAGACGUUCCUUAACUUACUAACAAAAUACCAUAACAAAACAGGAUACAAAAAUACAAAAACAAAUUCUCUAUAUACAUCAGUUAUUAUUACAUUAUAUACAUAUAUAUAUACAUAAAUUAACCAGACUUACCAUAUACAUAUACAAAAAAAAAAAAACAACAACAAACGAUAACUAACGAUUAGAAAUCAAAUCAUCAAAUCCGCAGCAUCAAAUGUUAUAGUAUUACAAUAACAAAAAAAAUACGAAAACCGAAAACAAAAACAAAACAUAUAUGCCUAUGUCACCACUUCUAAUUCUAAUAUCCCGCUCAACAGCAUUCAUUCAUUAGCCGGCUCUUUAAACUCCAAGUUUUCUUAAAUUCUAAAACAUUAACAAUUUUCUUUUUUUUUAUUCUAAGAAGAAUUAAGCCAAUUAAUUAUUAACCACAACAAAUAAUUGACAUUUAUUCAUUAUGUGUAAAAAACCAUAACAAUUGUAUUUAUUAUUAAUCUAUUUUUUAUUGCUAAUUUUAUGCUCAAUUUAUGUAAAUAUUUGGCCUGUUUCUGUGUGACGAUGACGAUUUGUACGUUUUUUUUUCAAAUAUCUGAUAUUACCCUUAGCCAUAUGACUAGAGGGGGUAUAUAUAUAUCAUUUGAUAGGUCUCUUUGGACCAAAUCCCUUUCAUGACAUUUGGAGUUGAUCUUGCGAUGUCCGCCUUGCUGUCUGUCUGGCUGGUUCGCACGAUAACUCUCUAAGGGAGUAUCCGAUGUGAUUCAAACUUGGUACAUCGUAAUAUUAUUGUCAAACUUAGAUCGAGUUCGGAGAUGGGCAAUAUCGGUCCACUCCUUCUGGUACCUCACACACAAAAUGGCCAAAUUUUCAAAGAAAAUAAUUUAUUGCAAAGAAAGAUAAAGAAUAAUCCGAUUAUGCUCCAACUUUGCGAAUACUAAUAUUUGCAUCAGUGCUAUGUCAGGUGCGAAAAUGGAUAAGACCGGCCUACUCCAUCAAGUACCUUCCCCACAAAGGGUAAACAUUUUGAAUAUUAUAGCUCGUAUGAAGCGUGAUGUAAGUGUACGAUUGUUUGCAAAUUACACGCAUCAAGAUAUUUUUAUUAACCCAAGGUCUGGUGUGAAGUUGGAAUAUAUCGGUCCACUUCUUCUUGUACCUCCCCCACAAAGGAUCAAAAUUUUGAAUAUUCAUGAAGCUCAUAAAACACGAAAUUAUCCGAAAAAUCCGAUUCCAUUCAAACUUUGAACAUCUCAAUAUUUUUAUCAACACAAGAUCUGUUAUAAAGAUGGAAGAGAUGGGACCAUUUCUUCUGGUACCUUCCCCACAUAGGGUUCAAGAUUUUGAAAAACAAAAUGCUCAAAAAGGAUCGAAACGAAAUAAGCAUUCAACUCUCUUCAAAUUUUUUACAUGCAAACAUUUUUGCUAAUACAAGAUCUGUUCUGAAGGGUAUAUAUAACUGCGAACCCCUUUUGAUGCUUCAUCCACAAAGGGUCACAAUUUCCAAGACUGUCAAUUCUGCAAAUCUUUACAACUUGCUAUAUAUA